Molecule: messenger RNA, 2011 nt
Organism: Anguilla anguilla (European eel)
Lineage: Eukaryota; Metazoa; Chordata; Actinopteri; Anguilliformes; Anguillidae
Product: glucose-dependent insulinotropic receptor
Exons: 1
Coding region: 191-1378 (395 amino acids)
Biological process (GO): G protein-coupled receptor signaling pathway
Cellular component (GO): membrane
Molecular function (GO): phosphatidylcholine binding; G protein-coupled receptor activity
Source: RefSeq, a predicted model, not a curated record
CGGAGAACACGAGUUGAUUGGAGAGAGACGAGGAGACGGCGAGAACAAGCCAAUCAGAGAGGGGAGACGGAGAGAACGAGCCAAUCAGAGAGAGGAGACAGCACAGAGAUCGCCCUCCUCUCGCACCGCUUGGCGUGGGCUGCCCUUGCCUGCAGCUCCUGGACUGGAGGCCUGAGGACACGCAGAGACUAUGGCUGCGGACAAUGGGACGUGCUGGGCCGCAGGCGCAGUGGACAUCCACGCUCCCACACAAGCCGCACCUGUGCACACAAGUGUGCUGCAGACAGAUGAGCCGUACUCAGGUGAGGAGCAUGCAGGUGUGGAGGGCCUGGGCUGGGUUCUGAGCGUUGGCUCCAUGCUAAUCAUCAGCACUAACUUGCUCGUGGGCAUGGCUCUGCUACUGCUCGUCAGGAAGAAGGGCGGGCAGAGCUGGUGCUUCGUGCUCAACCUGGCGCUGGCCGACAUGCUGGUGGGCGUGGCUAUCACUGGCAUCGCCUCAGGGGUGAUCCACGCCAGCACCUCCCGGACCAGCAGGACCAGGUGCUUGAUCCGCAUGGCCUUCAUCACCUCCACCUCCACAGCCUCCAUCCUCACCAUGUUCUUUAUCUCGCUGGACCGCUACGUCGCCAUCAGGCUGCCGCUGCGCUAUGCGCAGCUGGCGGGCGCGCGGGUGACGGCGGCGGCACUGGCGGUGCUGUGGCUGCUGGCCCUGGCCGUGGGUUUCCUGCCGGGGAUGGUGCAGCAGAUGCAGCAGAGCCACUACGGCGGCUUCUGCACCUUCUUCUCCGUCAUCCGGCCCAAGAGCAUCAUCCUGGUCUUCUGCACCUGCUUCUUCCCCGUCCUCUCUGUCUUCAUCUACUUCUACCUGGACAUCCUCAAGAUCGCCUGUGGCCACCAGCGGCAGAUCCGCCAAACCGGCCGGUCCAGCCUGGCCGGCUCCCCCGUUCCUCAUCCGAACCGGCACGGCGGUCACGUGAAGGCCCUGCGGACAGUGGCCCUGCUGGUGGGCUGCUUCACCCUCUCCUGGAGCCCCUUCUUCAUCGCCAGCACGGUGCAGGUGUUGUGCCAGUCCUGCAAGCUCUACCGCAUCAUCGAGAACGACCUGUGGCUGCUGGGACUGUCCAACUCGCUGCUCAACCCGCUGGUGUACGCUUGUUGGCAGAAGGAAGUCCGCCAUGAGCUCUGCGCCCUCUUCACCUGCAUAAAAAGCAAGCUUUCAAAUGCAGCCCUGCAUGCCACCUACAGGGGGCGCCACUCUGGUCGCACCAUUACCGCUGAGACUCCGGUGCACACCGAAACUUGUCCUGCUUCAGGGCCCCAGCUGAGACCUGGACUGCCUCACACAGACACUCCAGUGGUGUCCUCUGCGUCCUUAUAAACCACAUGCGUGUACCACACCUUUAAAAACCACACGCGUGUAUCACACCUUUUAAACCCACACACGUGACAUCAUACGGUUUAAAACUGUGUGACAUACUUGUACUUUUCCUAAAAAAGAGAGAAAAAACAGAAUCCAGUUAACAUUCUGUGGGGGGAACAGGGGGAACUUUGAUAUGUGAACUAAACGAGAUAAAUGUGAGAAGGAUAAAUGUGAGAAGAAUAAAUGUGAGAAGGAUAAAUGUGAGAAGGAUAAAUGUGAAAAGGAUAAAUGUGAGAAGGAUAAAUGUGAGAAGGAUAAAUGUGAGAAGGAUAAAUGUGAAAAGGAUAAAUGUGAGAAACUCCGAUGAUGGCUGUUCUCAGGCCAUUUUCGACUCACUGCACAUUUAAUGGACCAGAUGGUUUUGUUUGCUUUUGUUUUGCUGUUUCUUCCAGCUGGUUAAUCGACCUUAUCUCUACAACAUUACACUGUAUCUGUUUCUCUGUUCAGAUUGAUCUAUUUGUGAAUAAUAAAAACAAAACUUUAAAAUGACAAAUAAAGAAAAACACCAAGAGGUCUCUUUGAAUCUGAAAGUGACAGUGUAAUCCUUUUAGACAAAGAAAACAAAAAAUCUUGGCCAAGAUUUACAAAGAC